GCCAGUCCCUGGACAGCUACGACGCCAUGAAUAUCUUGCCCAAGAAGAGCUGGCACGUCCGGAACAAGGACAAUGUCGCCCGCGUGCGGCGUGACGAGGCCCAGGCCCGGGAGGAGGAGAAGGAGCGUGAGCGGAGGGUGCUGCUGGCUCAGCAAGAGGCCCGUACAGAAUUCCUACGGAAGAAAGCCAGACAUCAGAACUCACUGCCUGAGCUUGAAGCAGCAGAGGCGGGAGCCCCAGGUUCUGGCCCUGUGGACCUGUUUCGGGAGCUGCUGGAGGAAGGGAAAGGAGUGAUCAGAGGCAAUAAAGAGUACAAGGAAGAAAAGCGACAGGAGAAAGAGAGGCAAGAGAAAGCUCUGGGCAUCCUGACAUACCUGGGCCAGAGUGCAGCGGAGGCACAGACUCAACCCCCUUGGUACCAGCUACCCCCAGGGCGAGGGGGCCCCCCGCCCGGCCCAGCCCCAGAUGAGAAGAUCAAGAGCCGUCUGGACCCUCUGCGGGAGAUGCAGAAGCAUCUGGGGAAGAAGAGACAGCACGGCGGUGAUGAAGGCAGUCGCAGCAGAAAGGAAAAGGAGGGGUCUGAGAAGCAGCGACCCAAGGAGCCUCCAUCCCUGGACCAGCUUCGAGCUGAACGUCUGCGGAGGGAAGCAGCUGAGAGGUCUCGGGCAGAGGCCCUGCUGGCCCGGGUCCAAGGCCGGGCACUACAGGAGGGUCAGCCGGAAGAAGACGAGACGGAUGACCGGCGGCGGCGGUACAACUCCCAAUUCAACCCCCAGCUGGCCCGGCGCCCCCGCCAGCAGGACCCUCACCUUACUCACUGACUCCUGAGGGGGUACAGGAGAGGCCGCUGCUGCCAGCCGUCAUAUAAAACUAUUUAUUCAUAAAUAUUUUCCAAAAUGAAAAUAGGUUUACCAAAAAAUGUCCCUCACUGGGGAGGGGAGGAGGGGGCAGCCCUCGCCCCCGGGCCCCCAGGGUGGGGCUGAGAGGAAAACCUCCCGGCCCCCUCCCUGCUUCCUGGGAGAGGGGGAUGCCCCGUGGCUUGGGGCCUCCCUCCAGUCUUCCAGGGCAGGGCCCUCACCUGGGCAGGGGGAUCAGCAUGCGGGGGAAGGGGGUGGGUAGAGGGAGGGGCCGGUGUCACUGGAGGUCCCGGUCCUCCAGGUAGCGGUACUCAAAGGUGAAGCCUUCCUUCUUCCGCUGGCCCCACUUCUCGUAGUCAAAGUAGAUGUAGGUGCCCUGGCCGGGGGAGAAGGCGGUCAGUGAGUGGACGAGGAGGUGGUCUGGGAUCUGGGCCGGACCAACAGACAAAGGGGACAAUUCUUAGGGCUGUGGAUGUGUCAGGCACCGGGCCAGCUGCCCUGCACGCACACACUCUCAUCCAUCC
Homo sapiens (human) is the source of this 1381-nucleotide messenger RNA. RefSeq names its product leukocyte receptor cluster member 1 (gene LENG1). The transcript is spliced from 4 exons. The coding region runs from base 27 to 821 and encodes 264 amino acids. NCBI's taxonomy places the organism in Eukaryota, Metazoa, Chordata, Mammalia, Primates, Hominidae. The record is from RefSeq and is marked validated.